This is a messenger RNA of Xylona heveae TC161, 637 nucleotides long. RefSeq lists its product as hypothetical. Lineage: Eukaryota; Fungi; Ascomycota; Xylonomycetes; Xylonales; Xylonaceae. The transcript has a single exon. The record is from RefSeq and is a predicted model, not a curated record. The coding region runs from base 63 to 518 and encodes 151 amino acids.
GACGAUGACCCAGGUAAAAGUAAGGCUUGGUUCUAUUAUAGUUUCGAGACAACUAAAUAAUAAUGUACACGACUCUAGUAUCCAGAGAGAUCGUCAACCAGAAUCUCCAUUGGGAGGACCCUGUCGAACUCGUCAUCAUGCAAGCAUACCUCGGGACAGUGGCAGUCCCAGUUGAUCAGAUGAACCCCAAUUGGGGGUCUGGAAUGAAGUCGAAUCGCCCCAUCAACAAUCACCAAGUGAAAGAGUUAUCAACUCUGUUCAUGGAUACCGGUUUGCGAAAGACCACCGUGGAGAACAGAUUGUCUGCGGGUUGCACAGCCGACGACUUUGCUAGAAUGGUUGGAUCGCCACCGCCUGAAGUUUUGGAAAAGCACAAGAUGGGAGGAUAUAGAUUCGGAGCCGAACUCAGCUACUUCCCAACAGGUAACGCAACUGGCCAGGACAUUGCAUUGUACGCUGGUCAACAUCGCCGCGCGGCAGAUCAUCUCGAUACUGUCCAACCACAAGAACCUUUCUGAAGAGGAAAAGUUAGAUGUAAGUCAGGGCCAAUUCAAACCAUGGUUUGAUUUCUGACUUUAUCAAAGAUAGCGAUCUGGCCAACAGAUUUUUAUGACAUUAGUAUCUUGACCGAGGAAGC